Molecule: messenger RNA, 1008 nt
Organism: Diatraea saccharalis (sugarcane borer)
Lineage: Eukaryota; Metazoa; Arthropoda; Insecta; Lepidoptera; Crambidae
Source: the annotation of a GenBank genome assembly
AUGGGCUAUUUGAGUCGCUGGAGGAGUAUAUGUGCGCUUGGAACAGGCGGCUUUGCUCUACUUUAUUGGAGACUACGAGUAGCAGGGUCUCCCACAGCCUUCGCUGCGGCGGACAAUCCUGCUUCCCGGGAUCCUUCUAUCCUCACCAGAUUUUAUACAUUCUCCUACUUGCCUGUAUUCAACUUCUUCCUACUUUUAUACCCUUUCCAUUUAAGCUUCGAUUGGUCUAUGGAAUCAAUACCCAGAAUCACAACCAUAUCUGACCCCAGAAACAUAUCCACAGUUAUUUUUUACGCCGUCAUAUCUAAAGUAACACUGCGAGCAAUCAAAAAUGAAUUGAGAAAACGCCACGAGAGAGCCGCAAAAGACGUAAAAUAUUACAAGAAACAAAACUGCAAAGCCAGACACAAAUGGACUUACAAUACAAAACAAUACAAUAGGGGGCCAGAUUGCGUUGAAAGAAAAAGUUAUUAUACACCACACAAAGAGAAUGUGUCGUCUAAGAAGAUCUUGUGCCCAUGCACAGGCUGUAGGCACUCCCUUACCGAGGAACACACAAGUGCUUGCCGAGCAAUGAACAAUAAUAAUACGAUGAUGCACAAUUCAAGCUGUGUCUGCCCGAUGGCGACCACUAAAUCUAAGGCACCUAACACACAAAGGAACGUUUACCGUAGCCCCCAGGUUGCUUUACUGAUGUUCCUGGCAUUUAUGGUGUUACCGUUUGUGCCUGCUACUAAUGUUCUAUUUUAUGUUGGUUUUGUGGUGGCGGAACGAGUGCUUUACAUACCGAGCGUUGGUUUCUGUUUAUUGCUCGGCUUGGGAGCUGGAUUCGUGACGCGAGGUUGCCAUCGAAACGAGACAAGAAGUCGAGUGUUCAUGUUCACUUUAUUGAUCGUCUUAUCUUCGAUGUGCAGUCACACUAUGCGCCGGAACCUCGACUGGCGUGAUGAAGAAAGUUUGUUUAGAAGUGCACUUCACAUCAACCCACCAAAAGGUAAAUUUUCUUAA